AUGGAUAAAUUUUUUAUUUUAAUAAUUUUAUUAUUAAUAAUAUUAAAUAAUAAUAAUUUUGUAAAAACAAAACUAUCAAGAGAACAAUGCCAUAAAUGGAGAGAACUAAAUCAUUUAAUUGGAGAAAAUCACAAAUUUCAAAACAAUGAAGAUCAUUUAAUGUUAAAUUCAAUGUUUAAGAAAUACUGUUCACCUCACCCAUUAGAUUCAAAUUUAGAACCAAUUGAGGGAACAGAUUGUCAAGUGUUAAGAAAAAUUUUUACAGAUGUUUUAAAAAGAGAUAAACUUUUAAAUAGGGAACAUCACCAUAAGAAUAAAAAUUUAAAAUUUAGAAAUGACAUUAUCGAUUAUUUAGAUUCAAUUUGUUCAGAUAAAACAAUUCAAAUUGAAUUAGAAUCUGAAAAACAAUUUUAA
Molecule: messenger RNA, 414 nt
Organism: Dictyostelium discoideum AX4
Lineage: Eukaryota; Evosea; Eumycetozoa; Dictyosteliales; Dictyosteliaceae
Exons: 1
Coding region: 1-414 (137 amino acids)
Source: RefSeq, a predicted model, not a curated record